Entrophospora candida is the source of this 915-nucleotide messenger RNA. Lineage: Eukaryota; Fungi; Glomeromycota; Glomeromycetes; Entrophosporales; Entrophosporaceae. The record is from the annotation of a GenBank genome assembly.
AUGUUAAUAUCAGAGGAGUUUACUAUACAAGCAAUUAAAUUUGUACAUUCAUUACUGGUAUCUAUACCUCAAUAUGCUUUAGGUUCCUUAUCUGCUAUAGCGAUCUUAGGGGCCACGCCAAACGAUGCGGUCAUUAUGAGCGCAUAUUGGCUGGAAUUUAAUCGCUUUGUUGAAGAUAAUGAUAAUAGAGCGAUAUAUAAUGAUGGUGGUGUUACAAUACUCAACUAUAGGCUUUUUGGAUGGGAUGCUAAACGAAUGGAUCUCACCACGGAACAGAAAGAACUUAUGAAAGGGUGUGUAGCUGAGGCAUCAAUAUUAGAUCGCCUCAGCUAUAUGGUAUCCAUUUACUACUUAAUAGUGGGGAUACUUGCGGGAAUAGUCAGGGCAAUCGGACCAUGUAUCAAAGAGGAAUGGCCAUAUAUACCACUAAUAUUGGCUUGGACUUUGCCGGCUGUUUUUAGGAGAGCUAUAGGAGGAAUAGUGGUGGUCCACAAUCCGAAUAAGAGGAUUUCUGGGCUAAUAAUAAUAAGCAAUUCUCCAAAGGAUAAAAGACUUAACGUUAUUGAGACUGGUUUAUUCUCAAUUGCAGUUCCAUGGCUAGCAGUAAUUUUGGCUUAUUUCACUACUCCAGUUGGAUAUAGAUGCCGGAGUAGAUUUUUAACCGUGUUGUGUGUGGUAUGGACAUUUAAUAAUUUAGUGUCACUAUUUUUCAAUAUAAUGAGAAUACGUGGCAAAAAUAUCCGGACCUUUGUUAAUUUUUACUUUUGUAUUUCUGGUGCAUUUGUAGCAUUUAUGCUACUUUCGCUGGUUAUACUUAGUAAUUCAAGGCCAUUAUGGGUGAAAGUUUUUGGAGACUUUUGUGCUGACCCAACAAUACCUUGUUUGAGCAUGUCAGAUAUUGUAAACCAGAAUUAA